AUGAAAGUGUUAAAACAGAAACGUAUCGACUCAACAAACGUUACCAAAAAUCCAUUGUUGUUGGAAAUUCAAGGAGAUUACCCAGGCAAAUACGGUGGUCCUGUAAAUAUUAAUGUUGCUUCUAUGACAGAGGAACAGAAAAAACAAUAUUAUUUGGGUUGGCAGAAUAAUCGAUUCAACCAAUUUGUAAGUGAUCUGAUUCCUUUGAACAGAAAACUUGAUGAUGUACGUGAACCAGAAUGUCGUAAUGUGGUUUAUAGAGAAAUUUUGCCAAGAAGCAGCGUGAUUAUUUGCUUUCACAACGAAGCUUGGUCGACAUUGUUACGGACUGUUCACAGCGUCCUUCGAAACACACCAAGCAAAUAUUUGGAAGAAAUUAUCUUGGUAGACGAUUUCUCAUCAUUUCCUCAUUUAAAAGAACCACUCGAAAAUUAUGUGAAAAAGCUCCCCAACGUGCGUAUAAUCCGAAGUCAGAAGCGAGAAGGUUUAAUCCGUGCUCGUUUACUUGGACACAGAGAAGCUAAAGGCGAAGUCCUCACAUACCUUGAUUCUCACUGCGAAUGUACAGAAGACUGGCUUCGGCCCAUGCUUCAACGUAUUGCCGAAAAUCCAAUGGCUGUCGUAACACCGGUCAUUGACCGCGUUGACGAAACAACGUUCAAAUACUGGACAUUCUCUGGUCCAGCGAUUAAUAUUGGUGUCUUUCAGUGGGAUCUCACGUUUAAUUGGGGACCUGUGCACAGGGAAAGGCGUAAAGCAAUUGAAUCACCGGUCGAUCCGAUCAAGAGUCCGACAAUGGCAGGUGGAUUAUUUUCUAUUCGCAAAGACACAUUCUCUAAACUUGGCACAUACGACCCGGGAUUUGAGACGUGGGGAAGUGAAAACUUGGAAAUUUCAUUUAAGAUCUGGAUGUGUGGCGGAACUUUAGAGAUCAUGCCUUGUUCUCAUGUUGGUCACGUAUUCCGUGGAAGUAGCCCGUAUAGCUGGCCGAAAGGGAUGUCUGAACUUAGAACGAACGGCAUCCGGUUGGCGGAAGUGUGGUUGGACGAGUACAAAGAGGAAUAUUACAAACGCCUCGGUUAUGUAUUGGGCGAUUAUGGUGAUGUUUCCGAACGAAAGAAACUUAAGAAAGAUCUGAACUGUCACAGUUUUGACUGGUAUCUUCAUAAUAUUUAUCCGGAAGCUCUAUGGGUGAAGAACGUUGUCAUUGUGGGUCCGUUAAUGAACAAGCUGAGCGGGACUUGUUUUUACAUACAACCCGAUGACACACUUGCAAUGGCAUCAUGUAGUAUGCGGGAACCCCUAUUGUAUUACGCCUUAACAAAAACUGGAGAAAUUCGAAUUGAUAUGAGGUGUUUGGCUGCCUAUGACAAAAUUAUUGUCAUUACCUGCAGCGGAAAUAGGGGCAUUGAGGAAUGGACAGUGCACCAGACGGGGCACAUAUUACACUUGAGCUCCAACCGUUGUUUGGAUUUGAAUCAAGAUGGUAAAGUUAUAUUGAACAAAUGUAUCAACACACCGAGCCAAAUGUGGAGUUUUCUAAGAUUAGAAAAACCCCAAAAGAAGUGA
Molecule: messenger RNA, 1569 nt
Organism: Acanthosepion pharaonis
Lineage: Eukaryota; Metazoa; Mollusca; Cephalopoda; Sepiida; Sepiidae
Source: the annotation of a GenBank genome assembly